AUGCUAACUUUUGAAUUCUCUUGCCCUGGAAUAGUCAAGUCUCGCAUCAUUGGCGUGCGCCUCAUAUCCAUGGCCAUGACCGGCUUCUUCUACCAAAUGUCCAGGCCGAGAACCUCGACUCCGUUAAGCAUGCUCAAAUACGACCCGAUAGGUGCGAACGAGCCCCUGCUCCAUCACCGCCUCUCACUCCCCCCUUAUCGAAUGCGAAGAAAAGUCUUGUUCCUCGAACAAAAACGAAAAUCAAGCAAGUGA
This is a messenger RNA of Pyricularia pennisetigena, 252 nucleotides long. RefSeq lists its product as uncharacterized. The record is from RefSeq and is a predicted model, not a curated record. Bases 1 to 252 code for a protein of 83 amino acids. The transcript is spliced from 2 exons. Gene Ontology annotation, cellular component: mitochondrion. Gene Ontology annotation, biological process: translation. Lineage: Eukaryota; Fungi; Ascomycota; Sordariomycetes; Magnaporthales; Pyriculariaceae.